Messenger RNA from Spea bombifrons (plains spadefoot toad), 1109 nucleotides. RefSeq names its product tRNA-yW synthesizing protein 5 (gene TYW5). The record is from RefSeq and is a predicted model, not a curated record. The coding region runs from base 125 to 865 and encodes 246 amino acids. Gene Ontology annotation, biological process: wybutosine biosynthetic process. Gene Ontology annotation, molecular function: 2-oxoglutarate-dependent dioxygenase activity; tRNA binding. NCBI's taxonomy places the organism in Eukaryota, Metazoa, Chordata, Amphibia, Anura, Pelobatidae. The transcript has 8 exons.
UGUUGGAUACGAACGUACAGGAAGUAGCCAAAUCAGACCUGCUUUGCUUGCGAUCGUUGGUCGCAUGCCGUGAAAUAAGGGAACACUAAAGUGUUGUUACCGCUCUUUAAUUCAUGCAGGUGCAAUGGCGUACCUUCAGAAGAAAAUGUCUCUACCACAGUACACCUGUGUUAAUAAAGAAAUAUUCCUGCAGAAUAUUUAUCCACUGAGAAAACCAGUUAUACUGAAAGGCUUGGAUUUGGGAGACUGUAGAAGUAAAUGGACUGUGGAUUACAUGAGUAUUGCAGGCGGAAAUCAAGAGGUAAAAAUCCAUGUAUCGGAGGUGCAGCAUAUGGAUUUCAUGAAGAAGAACUUCAUAUACAGAACGCUACCAUUUGAUCAAUUUGUACAUAGAGCAGCUGAGAACAAGCACAAAGAGUACUUCAUCACUGAGGAUGAAAAGUAUUACCUCCGCUCCUUGGGUGACAACCCUCGAAGGGAUGUUGCUGACAUUAGACAACAGUUCCCGAAUCUGGCUGCUGACAUCCGGAUACCUCAGUUCUUUGAAAAGGACCAGUUCUACUCCAGUGUGUUCCGUAUCAGCUCUCCAGGACUUCAGCUCUGGACACACUAUGAUGUGAUGGAUAAUUUGCUUAUCCAGGUGACCGGCAAAAAACGAGUUGUUUUGUACAGUCCACAAGAUGCCCUGUAUUUGUAUCUGUCAGGAGAUAAAUCUGAAGUGUUAGAUGUGGAUAACCCAGAUUUAGUCAAAUAUCCCCUUUUUUCUCAAGCGAGACGCUAUGACUGCGUUUUGGAAGCAGGAGAUGUGCUUUUUAUUCCUGGUAAGAAUGGAUAUUUCUACCAUUUUUCUGUUGAGCAGAUUUAAAGGAUUGUCUUGUAGACCUGACCAGAGAAAAGAGGCAAACUAUACAAUUCAUGUCACGUGCAAGCUAAGUGAUUAGUGAAUAAUGUUGCUGAAAAUCAUCUAAAUAUUUCCCUUUUCUGCCAUUGGUAUACAGAUGUGAAAUGAUUACUGUGCCAUAGAGUCUAAGGUGGUACACCCUCAAUACACUACUUUGGAAUGUGUUGAGUUGGCCCAGGAAUAGCCUUGAGUUGAAAAGUUGCAUCCA